AUGGGGUUUAGGAGUUUCAAGAGUUUUAAUCUGGCUCUACUAGCAAAACAAGGGUGGAAUAUCCUAACUAAACCUGAAAGUCUGCCUGCCCAAAUUCUGAAACAGAAGUAUUAUGGCCAAGGUUCCUUUUUAGCAGCUAAAAUGGAGCAUAGACCUUCACUGGUAUGGAGAAGCCUGAAAGCAGGAAUUGGUAUUCUGAAGGAGGGACUCCUAUGGAAAGUUGGCAAUGAAGCUAAAAUCAAGAUAUGGGAAGACAGGUGGCUGCCCAGACCUCACUUCCUCUAUUCUAAUUCUGACAGGAAUGAGAACUCAGCAGAAACUCGAGUGGAUGAGCUAAUAGACCUAGUGCUAAGGAAGUGGGAUGAAAAUAUCCUACACAAUCUAUUCUCACAGGAUAGUGUGGAUAUCAUUAAAACCAUCCCCAUUAGCUUAGGUGGUAGAGAGGACCGUUUGGGAUAG
Molecule: messenger RNA, 459 nt
Organism: Carya illinoinensis
Lineage: Eukaryota; Viridiplantae; Streptophyta; Magnoliopsida; Fagales; Juglandaceae
Exons: 1
Coding region: 1-459 (152 amino acids)
Source: RefSeq, a predicted model, not a curated record